Molecule: messenger RNA, 557 nt
Organism: Dentiscutata heterogama
Lineage: Eukaryota; Fungi; Glomeromycota; Glomeromycetes; Diversisporales; Gigasporaceae
Source: the annotation of a GenBank genome assembly
AUGAGCUAUAAUGGGUCGGCCGUAGUGGCCAUGGUCGGAAAGAAUUGCGUGGCCAUUGCAGCUGAUAGACGUCUUGGUGUCCAAUUGAUGACAGUAUCUACUGAUUUCCGAAAGAUAUUUCCAGCAACAGGAAAAUGCUAUAUUGGACUUGCUGGACUGGCUACUGACGUCCAAACUUUAUCCGAAAAGUUUCGUUUUAAAAUUAACAUGUAUAAGCUACGUGAAGAGCGUGAAAUCGAACCGCGUACUUUGUCAAAUAUGGUUGCUUCAACAUUGUAUGAAAGAAGGUUUUCCCCUUAUUUUGUUGAGCCGGUGAUUGCUGGUCUUGACAAGAAUAAUCAACCAUUUAUCUGUACGAUGGAUUUGAUAGGUUGUAAUGAUAUAUCGCAAGACUUCGUGGUAGCUGGAACAGCUUCUGACAGCUUGUUUGGAAUGUGUGAAUCUUUAUGGGAACCUGAUUUGGAGCCAGAAGAUUUAUUUGAAACAAUCUCGCAAGCGUUAUUGAAUGCCGUUGAUAGAGAUUGUUUAAGUGGUUGGGGCGCUGUUGUUCAUGUCAU